Molecule: messenger RNA, 8216 nt
Organism: Struthio camelus australis
Lineage: Eukaryota; Metazoa; Chordata; Aves; Struthioniformes; Struthionidae
Source: RefSeq, a predicted model, not a curated record
CCAAAGAAACUGUAAAAUACUAAGAAAAAACAAGAUAUUUAAGAUUUUCACCCAGAAGGAAUAAAAAAUAAACAUGGCAGAAUUCACAGGUUACAAGGAAACCUCGAAUCGCCAUCUACGAUUCAAAUUGCAGAGUCUUAGUCGCCGUCUUGAUGAACUGGAGGAAGCAACCAAAAAUCUCCAGAAAGCAGAGGAUGAGCUGCUUGACCUCCAGGACAAAGUUAUCCAGGCAGAAGGCAGCAAUUCCAGCAUGCUGGCUGAUGUUGAAGCCCUGCGGAAAAGAGUGCUGAAGAUUGAAGGCAAGGAUGAAGAAAUUAAGAAGGCAGAAGAGCUUUGCCGGUUAAUGAAAGAAAAACUUGAAGAGGAAGAAAACCUCACCCGAGAGCUGAAAUCAGAAAUUGAACGACUUCAGAAGAGAAUGGCAGAACUGGAAAAGCUGGAGGAAGCAUUCGGCAGAAGCAAGAAUGACUGUACCCAGCUGUGUCUUAGCCUUAAUGAAGAAAAGAACUUAACCAAAAAGAUAUCUACAGAAUUGGAAAUACUUAGAGUAAAAGUGAAAGAACUUGAAGCGUCUGAAGAUAGGCUAGAUAAAACUGAGCAGAGCUUAACAGGUGAGUUAGAAAAACUGAAAUCCUUAGCACUGAGCUUUAUCAGUGAAAGAAAACAUUUUAAUGAAAGAGAAAAGCAGAAUGAAAAGUUAAUCCAGGAGCUAACCCAGAAACUAGAGCAAAACAAUAAACUAAAUAGGGCAGAUCAAACUAGAAAUGCAUCCAACUUGCUAGAAAGAUCAUCAAAUAAUCUCUUGGACAGAAAUGACUUGAGAAUUGAAGAUGACUUGUCUCUUGCAUUGCCCUCUAAAGAAACCAGGAGGAAGGGAAGUGUGGAUUACCUAAAACAUGUAGAAAAUGAAACCAGGAAUAAAUCAGAAAACCAAAAGAAUAAAAAUCAGGAAGACAACAAAGUGAAAGAUCUCACCCAAGAAAUCGAGAAACUUAAAACUCAGAUCAAGCAUUUUGAAUCUUUAGAAGAAGAACUUAAAAAAAUGAGAGCCAAAAACAAUGACCUGCAAGACAGUUAUUUAAGUGAACAGAAUAAAAACAAACUCUUGAUUGGUCAACUAGAAGAAAUAAAAAUGCAAAUAAAGAAACAGAAAGAUCUGGAGAAUGGAGAGGUAGAAAAUGAAGAUACGAGCUUUUCUAGCAGGGGGAAACAUGACAGACCAAAAUACAGAGGUAUCACAGCUGAUCUGACAGCUACCAAGCACAAACCAAGGGAACUUUCACCUCAGCACCGACGGGAAAGAAUGCGGAACAGAGAUUUCUCCUUCAGUAAUGACAGUUAUUGCCACAGCGGUAAGCAAGUACCCAGUCCAAGCUUAAUAAACAGGAAAGCAGGAAAGGCAUCCAGUGCAUCUACCCUUCUAGAUGCUACUGCAACAGAUACGAAAAGACUAGAAGAGAGAUCUUUAGUUUCCACUUUUUCAUCUGGUCAGAAGGAAGGCUGUGUCACACAGAAUGAAGGAAAGAGAUCAAAAGAGCAACCAUCCGUCCUCAGUCGAUAUCCUCCUGCUGCACAUGAGCAGAAAUCUUGGAAAGCUCCUUCCAAAGCUGUUAAUGACACUGGCCUAAGAUCCAAGGUUGAAAAGCCGUAUCAGAUGCUCCGUGGCAACUGCCAAACCAACUCUGAUGUACGGGAUGAAAAAUCAGGCAAAGGAGAAUCAGUGUAUUCUUUGCCUGAGAAGCUGAAAACAAGUCAGGCAGAAGUUGCUGACUACUCCGUGGAUAUGCUCCUCCCCAAGGGUAAUCACACCUCUUCCAAUGGAACGGCUUCAGCAUAUAGGUAUCACCUCUCUUCCCAAACAUCAGCAUCAGACUCCAUCAGCUCUAAAGCAGAAGGAACAAACACCUUUGCUGCAUCUCACAGGCAACCCUCAGAGGUGAGGGCUAAAAAAGCAAUAAGCUCCCAAGAGAAAGAUUUCACGGACACUUUACUUGAAAAUAUGAAGCCUUCAACAUUAAUAAAGCGUUCACAUUGCUCAAGGAGUCAAGAAGACAUUCUGCAGAUUCUUACAGGUCUUGAUAAAGAAGACACAGAACAGUCUUCAACAACACAUCAUAUAAAUGCUAGCUUAAAAACAGACUCCCAAACCAUCCAAAGUAUUCAUGAAAAACUUAAUUCAGAUGAAGAAACAGGAAGAAGCAAAAAAGCAACCACCCAAACAGACUUUGAGACAAGAAAGAAAGCCAACUCCAAAGAGUUUUCCAAUUGCAGGGGAGUUUUUAGAGCAUCUGUUUUUGAAAAUGACAAGAAUACUGUAAAUGAUGAAGAAUCCACAAAAUCUAUAAAAACAUCAGAUUCCAGCACUGGAGGAUUUAAAUCCAGAAGGUCAUUCAGCCCAAGAGAAGCUCUGAGAUCAAAAGCCAUCAUUAAACCUGCAAUCAUUGAAAAAGACAUGAAAGCAGUAAUGGGAGGGACUGUUUCUGAGGCAGAGUCAGAAAAACAGAAAAGUAUUUUCAAAACCAUGACAAAUAAAAUGACAAGCAGUAUCACAAUCUUCCCUUCUGAGCCAACAACUUCAAGGACCAGUGCAGAUGUAGCAACAAAGGAAAGGCAUGUUACCACCAGCAACAUCAGAGUUGCUCCAAAUGAACCCUCACCAGUAACUAACAAUCUCCCCACACCCUUUGAGAUAUCAAUUAAUAAAAGUGCUCUGAAAUUCUCUGAAACAGACAGAAUUGGAGAUGUAGCACUGAGAAGCAGAGCAGAAACAGUGGUCUCAAGAAGCAGUAUUAUGAUAAAGCCAUCUGAACUCCCAGAAAAGAACAGCGAGCCGUCUUCGGAGACAAUCAGCUGGAAGAACCAUGGCUCUUUAGAUACUGUUUCAUCAGAAACAAAACAUGUCACUGUGAGAAGUUCUUGGAGAACAAGACAAGGCUUACAUUCCCUGGAUGACUCUCAAACAAAAGUGGAGAAAAAUGCAGCUUCAAGUACUACAAACACGUGCAGAUCUUCUGUAGAUCUCUCUGAAACUGAAGGGAGCAAUGGGAGAACAAACUCACUUGAGCAGAACUCGGCACGAAUCAGUGCCAUAGCUGAUUCCUGGAAUGACCCCGAACUGGGCUCCCGAAGGACCAAAAGUAACUUAAGUGCAUCUGAACUGCUAACACGUAGGAGCUACGUCAGUGAUCCUACAGUGGCUUCUACGUGGCACCGAACUGCAUUACCUGAGGAAAACAAAGACUUUGUGCCCAGUUCCAGAAGAAAACAACAUGGCUCUUCCGAGUAUCUCUCACAGGUUGCCACAUCAGGGAAAAGGCCAGCCUCCAAGAUGGACCUGCAGGACACCGAAUCCAAUCCCUGUGCACAGUUGGGUGUCCAAGCAGAGGAGCAGGAUGUUUCCCGUUCCUGCUGGACAACAUCUAGGAGAUGAAUUGUAUUCCCUUCCACCAAGCAAACACUCCGCAUAGUGGAGCAAGAGACAGGAUAUUUCCAAGCUCACAGGUGUCACAUCUGCAUUGUAAUCCAGAGGCUUCAGCUAGCCUGAAACCAGUUUUGCGAGGUACAGGAGCUUUACCAUUGAAUUUUCCUUCAUUGCUGAAGAGGCAGCUGCAGAGACUUUGCUCAGGGGACUCCCACUGUUCUUCUCUGUACCUGCAAUCUGAAUUUUCUCCAUAGGAUGAUAGGUCUAUCUCCAUAUGGAAACCUUAAGUGUGUGGUCAUUCUUUCAAACUGAAUUAUGGUACUCCCUGAAAAGAGAUAACUCCUCAUUAAUCACCUUCAUUUAGACAAGAUCGCAGAAGUAUCCCUGUGACUACAGUCCACCCACCCAUGACAGCUGUCCUACACACCUCCACAAUUGAAAGUGUUCAGUUCCUAGUGAAAGGUUGCAUUCUUCUAAAACACCCUUAUUAGCUUGAGUUAUGACCACCCCUGGUACCUGUGUUUCCAGCACCCUCAGUCUAUGGUCAGGAGGAAAACAUUCCCAACUGGUUACUUUACGCACUAACAGGAGAAGGUGAACAGGGAGGGAGAGCAGAAAUGUUGUUUAGAAGCAGUUUCUUUCCCAUUGGUCUCAGUCUCUGCCACAAACUUUGCAGGAGGCAAGACCCACUUAGUACUGGCUGUGAUCUUACACUGAGCUAAACAAACGGCAGUUCACAGAACAGUGAAACUUCCUGCUGCCUUGGACUGACAUGCUUUUUCGCCCAAAGCUUUACGUCGAUCACACUCUGCAGACACCAACUCUGCUGCUCCUUCUCAGCCGUUGAGCGCUAAGGCACGAAAAUGCUUUUCUUCUGGCUUGGGGCACAGAACGGCCUUCUUUCUUCCAAAAAGAGAGAGGAGAUAGCAACACUGAACCCUAAGCUGAGCUGCAGGAGAGCUACUGAGGCAAGCCAUAGUCUGUGCCCUUCUUCAGAGCUCUCCCAUCUGCCUUGGCUACGAUCCAGGUCCAGCCAGAGACCAGUGUAAAUAUACAGGUAUGUUCCCUUGUUAAUGCCCACAGGACAUAGAUGCAAGACAGCAUAACUGUCUGGGGAGCCACCACCUCUCCGCUCUGCACAGUAGCCCCAAGUGGUGCUCAGCUAGAAGCUAUUAACACAGCAUCUACCCUGAGGAAGGUGAUUGUGUGAGACUAUAUUGACUAUAUAGUCACAGAUCUGUGCAUCAUAUUUCUUCCCUCACCCUUAGUUAUAUUUGCUUUAUUGUGAGAGGCAAAUAAGCCAAAAAAACCCCACCACAACAAAGAAAACCCCAAAAACCAGAGCUGUUUGGAAAACAUCUAUCAAAACAUUUAUAUAGAAGGAAAGCAUUCCAGUGAUAGGAAUUUUUUAAAAUAAAGUUUGAAUGGAGGAGAGAGAAAGAUUUUAUUUUUGAAAAAACUGUUUUCCUGUGCAGUUUUAUGUUUUCCCCAAACUUAUAUUUUUAACAUUUCAUUUUAUUGCCUUUUAUUUUAUGACAUGUAGAAGUGUCAGGUUGCAUAAAACACACAAAAAGAUAAUGCUUUUAAAUUAGUACUAAGUGCAGGUGCUCUAAUAAGUUUUUUUAAUAUACUUUAGUUUUAAGAGUAUCAGCUACUAUCUCUUACCACUUCAUGAGAUGAUAGUGCUAGCAGAGAAUGGGGUAAAUAUCAAGUAUAAUAGAUAAAGCUUUUAAACUCAAAAUUCAGACUAAAGAAAUUUUACAGUUAAAUUCAGAUUUCUGAAAUUCUCUGCCACACUCUUCUCCCUGUUUAUUGGAGCAUGUUGAAAAAGUGGUGCGUAUUUUGCAAUGUGAAACUAAAAUAGGUUUGUGAAUUAGCCCGCAAAAUUGCGACAUCUACCCUGGUCACCUUACUUCCCUCACAGUGACUGCAUGGUAGGGACCACCAUAAAAAAGUUGCUGAGAGUGAUUGCUUUAAUGAUACAAUCUUCCCUUCCCUCUUCACACAAUCUCUGAGGCCCUUUAUAGCUCAUAAAUAGCACCUCAGCCUGACCAGCAGUGACACAUGCUGUAGCAGUGCUUUCAUGGGUCAUGUUUGCUUGCUAGCCUCUCUCUGCCAGUCCCAGGAUGUCAGAUUCUGGCUCUUUUCCUCUUAUUUUCAUGUUAGAGGAAAUAUUUCCCUUUAGCUUAAAAAAAAGCAAGCUACCUCAAGCCAUUUUCCAUCUGUGACAUUGCAGAUGUUGCUGUGAAAAACCUUGCCGUGCCAGUACAGUCAUUCCAUAGACAGCAACUUGAAUGCCUCGUCCAAUAACUGCUUCCUGAACAUGGGAGUUAGCUUCUCAAAAGAUCCUUGGCACAUACAUGCCUCUUCAGACAUCCACAGUAACUAUUUACCACCGUUUACAUUCCCAGGCCUGCUGCUCAGCUGCUGUCCUGCUAUAUAAAAUAUGUCCAGCAGUAGUCACUAUGGAAGAACCGCUGUUGACCUUCUUGACAUUGCAGUUCAAUCCUGCAGAGCAGCAGAGCAUUUAAAAUUCCUCUCUGUCCUGGGUCAGUGCUAUCCUGGACUGGCAGCAUGGUUUUAAACAUAGUCAAAUGCAACAGCUGGACAGGCAGCAUAGCACAUACACCACCACAGAAGAUAAGGAUUGCUCCAAGCAUCUACUUCAUGGUUUUCCUCACAGUGACAGUCCUUGUCCUGCUGUAGGACAAUGGUUCAAGUACCACAGGAGAGAGACACAUUCACCAGCCCCCUCCUUUUCAAGUUGUUGCUGGCAUCGCUCCAGCUUAAUGCAGUGCUUCCAAAACUCAUUCCUAGGGAACUGGUUUCAGUCCUGGCAAUGAAAGCUCUGCAUCUUUUCAGCAGUACAUACCAUGUUAACAUAGGCUUCCUUGCAGCCAGUCACAAAGCUCUAGUUUACCCCAUCAAAUUUCAGCCCUGUAGCUCACCCCAAUAACGCAGCCACAUUCCUGAAAUCAGGGCAAAAAAAACCCAAACACCAGUGGCAAUAAUUGCCUUUUUUCCCCUUCUGUCAACUAGAGCCUCUCUCUUCCUUAGCUAGAGCCGAGGACAACUGAAGGGAAUGUCAUUGCUGCUCUAAAUGUACUGUCUGAACACACUGCACAGUAAGAGCCUCUCAGAUAUGGACACAAUAGACCCAGCAAUGCAACUACUCCAGCACUAUCUGCUCUCCUCAGGUGCUUCUCACAGAGUAAGUCAAUCUCCUUUUUCCAGCUGCUUUGUCCUCAGGAAGACAAAGCAAGGCUAAAGGCAGCCUUAAGUCCUUCCUUCAGUAUUUUACAGCACAUACCUUGAAUUCAGGCUUGCUCUCACUGCUUGCAAGUAAUAAAUAUAGAUGUCAUUCAGUAACUGUAAACUGGGUUAUUUUACCACGACUGAGAUGAAAUCUGAGAAAGAAAAACCCUUUUUAAAACUGAAAGGGGCCACGCCCUCUAAUCAUGAGUGCAAUAGGAGCUGAUUGUAUUGUUAAUCUUAUAGUGAUGACUUCAGGAAACACAAUGUGUUUUACUCAAAUUGCACACUUUUUUGAACAGCUGUAAAAUAGAGUAUAUGUGUAAAUAUUGCCAUCACUGAAGAAAUAUUUGUAAUUUUAGCAUAUAAAUAUAUCAGGCUUUUCAGUGGACUUGAUGAUGCUGAUAAGCCAUGCAUCAAGCAUUCGGAUAAUUCCAAAGUUGUAAAUGUAUUUGCUGUACAGAGGAAGUGUGUCAGUGCUCUGCCUCUUCUCCCAAGGAAACAAAGAGACUGGUCCCUUUUGGGGAGCUAGCAGCUUUCACCAGAAAAGGCUGAUGCCAGCUUGGGGACCAGCAGCUUGCUACUUCAUGGAGCUGCUUCCUUUGCAUCUGGAAAUGGCACUGCAGCUUCCCUUGGUAAUGCUGUGAGCAGAACACAGCCUCUCCAGCAGCUCGGGCAGUAUGGAGAGAGGACAGCUUCACAUUCAGUCACCAGUGCCAAGUGUUGUCAAGCUGCAGCUCACUGGACAUGGAUGAGGGGAAUGUCUUUUUGCAGACAGUAUCUCCAGGAAAAGGGGAAAUGGCAGAAUGCACAGGGAAGGGUAGCAACACCUUGGUGCUCCAAGAGACAACUGACAUGAACAAUUCCUUAGCUGCAGACUGAAGCAAUAGUCAUAUUGGUGUUACCUCUGAUUAGACGACCUCAUCUCUGCCACCCCUGCACAUCACUGUGGAGUGGUUCAAACACUGCUACAAGGCCAGCCACCAGUGGACUGCUCUACACAUGAUGAAACAUGAAGCCAUUUUUGCAGAGGCCUCUGAUGGUCAGUAAACACCCAAAGGAUUAUCUUCCUAGGCUAUCCAGCAUGCAGUGCAGGCUCCUGCCUUGGGGAAGCAGUACUCCAGACUGCGUGGAAUGUAUUUUUAAGAGAAGAAAUCUAUUUUUUUGUAUUUGCAGACAUAUAUUUGGGCUGGGACAGCUUAGUUAAAAGACAACAAUGCAAGAAGUCUUUUCAUAUUCACAGACUCACCCAAGUCAAGCUACUUCUCCAGGGUUACAGUAUUCCCUAUUUUCCUAAAGUAAACUUGGUGUCCAAUCAGCACUGUUUCAUCCUCUCAAAAUCCUCCCUGUCUCAGCAUGCUCAGAGGGAAGCCAGCUCUUUCCUCCCAAGGCUGCCCAUAAUAGCAGAUACAGAUGGUGCUCACCUCUUACACAGUGCUCUUAGUUUGCAUGCCAAACGUAAUCACACACUUUUAUCUGCAUGUCUUUCCUGACUCGAACAUUGUCAGCUCUACAGUAUAUAACCAAUAAAACUCUUUUUACA